AUGAAAUCGAUCAUAUUAUUAUCGAUCCUCGCCUUGACAUCAGGGGCUAAGCUUAAUAGGGCAUAUCUUCCCCCUGAACAUGCUCAAAGUUCAAGUGGAUCGGAAUUUCUCGAAGCUCCGAUUUCUCAACCUAUUGUCGUAGACGAAGACGUUGUUUAUCACAAAUCAAGCGGUGAGAUAAACGGAAUAAAUGCUAACCAACAACAAAUAAAUGGAUUCAUUCAAAUCGGAAGCCAUGGAAGUAGCUUCGCUCAUGGCACCGAAGCGCAUGAAAACGCUCAUUAUCACGGACAGAAUUUGAAUGUUGUCCAAGAAAGACCUGAACGUACACAAGCUGCUAACGAAAGACAUGCGGCAGUUCUUCGUCAAGAGUACGAGAGCGAUGGACAAGGUUACGCAUAUGCAUACGAGACCGAAAAUGGUAUUUAUGGUGAAGAAAAUGGUGUAGCGAAGAAUGGUGUCAUAGCAGAAGGAGCAUAUUCUUACACCGGUGACGAUGGAAUUCAAUACACCAUCAAAUAUACUGCUGACGAAAAUGGCUUCAGACCACAUGGGGAUCAUUUACCAACACCUCCCCCAAUUCCUGAAGAAAUCCUCAAGUCUCUAGAACAAAAUGCCCGUGAUGAAGCAGCUGGAAUUUAUGAUGAUGGAUCCUACGAUGAAGAAAAGUAUGGCGAAAAAGCUGAAUACAAUAUAAACCACGGUAACCAUGGUAUUGAGCAGCAAGCCAAUAUUGUUGUGCACGAUGACCACGAUCACAUUGCAAACGCCGAAGAAGGAAACCCGAUAGUCACCGAUGCAAUUCUCGUACCCGAACCUCACUUGCAACGACCUAUUUUCAGAAAUCCCACUCUUGGACAGCACGUUAUUGUAAAUAUCCCUGUCAAUAAAAGCUACCUACCACCAAUUCACCAGCAGACCAUAGAAGAUCGAUCAUCUGAAGGUGGAAAGCCCGUUUUCGGAACGAAGAAUCGCCAACACAGCUUUAACUCAAAGAGUGGAUAUAAGUAUUAA
Messenger RNA from Vanessa atalanta (red admiral), 1014 nucleotides. RefSeq lists its product as uncharacterized. Gene Ontology annotation, molecular function: structural constituent of chitin-based larval cuticle. The coding region runs from base 1 to 1014 and encodes 337 amino acids. The transcript has 4 exons. Lineage: Eukaryota; Metazoa; Arthropoda; Insecta; Lepidoptera; Nymphalidae. The record is from RefSeq and is a predicted model, not a curated record. Gene Ontology annotation, cellular component: chitin-based extracellular matrix.